UUGUAAUAGUUCCGUUUUUAAUUCGUUUUAUGUUUAUCGCUUUUGAAAAAAAGUACAAAAAUAAUUUUACUAUGCUUAAUACUAUGCAAUAUAUGACAUUCCUACAGUGGAUAAUGUGUUUGUGUACCGUAUCUAAUAUAAGAUUCAUUAAUAAUGAAGAAAACGUGAACUUCUUUUUAAAAAUGCACCAAAUAGAUCGUCUCAUGAAGAUCGACACAAACAAGUUUAUUAUGUCAACCGUUUACAAGAGGAAUAGAAAUACAGUUCUUAUUUUAUUAAUAGCAUAUCUCGUAUUGUGCACUAUGAUAAUAUUGGAUGAUGUUCUAUUUUUUAUGACUUCCUUCGGUAUCAUGUAUGUUCAAAUGACACAUAUGAUAGAAGUUUUGAAUUUUUCAUGUCUCAUGUAUUACUUUACAUUGCGCUUGAAGUUCGUAAACUCUAUUAUUUUGAAUCAUAUAAAGCCGGAAUUUGUAGCGGAAAGAUUUCCAAGCUCUUUAAAUAUGCAGCAUAUGAUGGUUUUAAGGAAGUUGGCAGCGGAUACACAUGAUUUUGCAUAUUGUGAUCUUGAUGUGUAUUUAAGAGAAUUUUUAUAUGGGUUUUAUAAAUUUCAAGAACUAUAUCAAUUCCAGGUGCUAAUUGCCUUCCUGAAGAUGUUUGUUAACAGUGCAGUCUAUUUGCAUUUUAUUAUCAUUGCACUAAAAGAUAAUACAUUACGCUUAAUAGAUACAGUAAUGACGAUUAUACUUUACAUAACUGAUUGUUUGCUAAUAGCACUGGCCUGUAUCCGAAGCGAAUCUUUUUACAGAGAAGCUAAACUAACUAAACAUUUGUCUAUCUCCACUUUGUCAAUUUAUGACGAUGGACCAUUGAGAUACAAAACGAAGAGAUUAUUGAAAAUACUAGAAGAAAAUCCGCCAGUUUUCUCCGUGUAUCACAUGUGGAACCUCAAAGCUGACACCAUGGUGAAGCUCACUGGCGUUCUAACGACAGUUUUCUUCACUUUGUUACAGUUUCAUUAUUUGUAAAUUUUUGUCCCCGUUUUCUAUGUAAUAUCCAGCACAAU
Amyelois transitella is the source of this 1063-nucleotide messenger RNA. RefSeq lists its product as uncharacterized. The record is from RefSeq and is a predicted model, not a curated record. Bases 30 to 1025 code for a protein of 331 amino acids. Lineage: Eukaryota; Metazoa; Arthropoda; Insecta; Lepidoptera; Pyralidae. The transcript has 4 exons.